This is a messenger RNA of Hepatospora eriocheir, 798 nucleotides long. Lineage: Eukaryota; Fungi; Microsporidia; Hepatosporidae. The record is from the annotation of a GenBank genome assembly.
AUGAAUUUAUUUUUAUUUAUUAGAGAAAUUUGUUCAUUAAAUUAUGCGAUUAUCUGUGAUACAUCAAAGAAUUAUUUUAAUUAUAGACAUUUCACCAACUUACAGAUAUUUUAUCAGAAGUUAAUUAACAAUGGAUUUACUAAUGAAUUUAUAGUUUCAUUGUUUAUUGAAGAUCCUUUAAAAGAUAAGAGACAUCUUUUAGAUAAAGUAAUCCAUUUAAACGAUACAUUAACUAUUCCUUAUGUUCAAUUAAAACCAAGAAAGUUUAAUCUAGACACUUUAUUAAACAUUCUUAACUGUAAAGAUGAGAAACUUUAUAAACUUGAUGAAAAUGACAACUUACUUAUCUAUUUAACUGGACAUGGUAAUGAUGACUUUUUCAUGUUACAUAAUAAAUACUUUCUUAUGUUAGAUGAUAUCAUGGAAGUACUAUUCUACCUGUCAAAAAGAUUAAAUAAGGUUCUUUUUAUAUUAGAUACUUGUCAAGCUUCUGCUCUCAUAGAUCAAAAUUCUAUUCCUAAAAACGUGACUGUUAUUGCGACAAGCAGUGCUAAUGAGUCUUCAUUCUCAACUAACGUUUCUUAUAAUUUAGGUCUUAAUACAGUUGAUGAUUUUGCUAAAAGAUUUCAUCAAAUUCCUAUAAAAAGAAAAUUAAAAGUUGUUGAUUUUUUUUCACCAGAGAUAUUUGGUACAAUUACUUCUAAUGUUAUGGUGUUUGGAAAUAAGACAUUUAAUAUGAAAGAUUUUUUCUAUCAAAAUCCAAAUAAAAGAAUUUUAAGACCUUUUAAGAUUAAAUAA